UCACUGUGUCUCGCUCACUCCCUCCUCUCCUCUCAUACUCCUCUCCUCACUCGGGCAGCCUCAUCCUCUGUUCCAGGAUGACGGGCCCUCUCAGCAGCGCAGCGUUCCUGAUCAGCAUCUUCAUCUUUCUGAGCGCCGUGUCGGGCUUACCCUGCAAGCCGGUGAACAAUGGCGGUCAGCAACGAGUCUCCUGGAGCCGUGACGAAUUUGCCGGCGGGCGCCGUUUCCGCAGGGACCUACGCGACUCCCUGCCCCCCCUCCCAUACGAGGCCGAGAUGAUGGCGUACCCGCCUCCCUCCUCCUCCGACUCCCAGCAGCAGCUCCGCAACGACGUCUACUACCAGCCGGGGGAGGGGGGCUGGAGGGGACGAGGGCAGCAGGACGACCGGAGGCGGGGCCAGGCCCUGCAGCAGCUGGUGGAGGACGGUCGAAGGAGGGACCAGGAGGCUGUCUAUCUGGCCGGCUUGCUCCGGCUCCUGACCGCCGAGGCGGGGCCCGGGGGCUACCCCGGGGCCCAGGAGAGGCCCCCCAAAGCCGGGGAGGCGGGCUUGGCCCCGGGCGGCGACUUCCAGGGCCCCUUCCUGCCCGAUUACGACGACACCAGCAUGGUGAAGCCCCAGAGAGCGUGGCAGAACCUCCAGAACCUCCAGAACCUGAUGGAGCCCCAGCUUGCCCAGGCGCUGAUGAACCGAUACAGGCAGGAGAAGCUCUAUGAGGCCGGUCUCUCCCCCCCGCCAGCCUCCAGACUCGAGCUUCAAGAGGCAGCAGCCGAGGCAGAGGGGGAGGCGGACGAGGAAGUGUUGAGGUACCUGGUGGGACGGAUCCUGUCCAGUAUGGGGAGCGAGGGGGGGCAGCAGUCGGAGGGCCACUCAGGGCUCAGACGCUCCCGCCGGUCCCUGGACGAGGGAGCGAGCAGCCCCGACGAGGAGAACCUGCUGCGGGUGAAGCGGCUGGAUGAGGCGGGGAUGAGAGAUGCGAUUCAGGGGCUGCAGCGCAUAAAGGGGGUCGAUACCGAACCACAGCAACAACAGGCGGAGAAGCAAGUGAGGAAACGCCGCUACGCUGCGUACGACCCGGACGAGCUGGCAGAAAGGAUCUUGAAAUAUCUGCCGGAUUAAACGUAUUUUUAAUGAUAAAUAAUAAUAAUACUAAUCCUCCUAAUUAAGAAUUACAUUUGCAUUAAACUUACUUGUAGGUAAAACCUGUAAAAUGACCACUGCAGUUAUUGUAAAAUGAUGGGUCAAAAAUAUAUUUUAGAAAAAGGUUUUGUUUCGUUUUUUUCGCGUUUACAAAAUGUAACCUUUUUUUUUUUCCCUUCAUGUUUUUCAAAUGUUGAGAAAUCAAUUAUUUACGACCCGUGACGGGAGAUUUAAAAAUGCCUUCAACGUGGUUAAAAUAUUUAACGCUUCGACACUGACGUGUUUACAAUUCAGUAUCGAAGCGUUAAAUAUUUUAACAACGUUGAAGGCAUUUUUAAUCCCACGUCACGGGUCGUCAUAGAUUUCUCAACAUUAAAAAAAAUAAUUAUAAAAAUAUAUAUUUUUUAAAUAGGUGUUGAUAGCUGAGAGUUUAAACAUUUUAGUAUAAAUACGAAUUUUACGACUGUAAAUCGCCCUGGAUAAGGGCGUCUGCUAAGAAAUAAAUAAUAAUAAUAAUUAAAUAAUAAUAAUAAUAAUCGAAAAACUAUUAUUUCUGACUUGUCAUGCACACCGUUUAAUAAAAAAGGGACAAACCUUUGUUCUUAUUUCAUUACAUUUAUUUUUUAACACAGGUUUUUACCUCUACUGUAAGUACUGAGAAAUAUUGAGAAACUCUAAUUCUAUCUAAAAAAAAAAACGUUUAAAAAAAUAAAAUAAAAU
Molecule: messenger RNA, 1859 nt
Organism: Acipenser ruthenus (sterlet)
Lineage: Eukaryota; Metazoa; Chordata; Actinopteri; Acipenseriformes; Acipenseridae
Gene: pcsk1nl
Product: proprotein convertase subtilisin/kexin type 1 inhibitor, like
Exons: 3
Coding region: 78-1118 (346 amino acids)
Biological process (GO): negative regulation of endopeptidase activity
Molecular function (GO): endopeptidase inhibitor activity
Source: RefSeq, a predicted model, not a curated record